This is a messenger RNA of Aspergillus luchuensis, 2430 nucleotides long. It is a transcript of the gene RAD54, whose product is annotated as DNA-dependent ATPase RAD54. Gene Ontology annotation, biological process: reciprocal meiotic recombination; double-strand break repair via synthesis-dependent strand annealing. The transcript has 5 exons. Gene Ontology annotation, molecular function: ATP binding; ATP-dependent chromatin remodeler activity; hydrolase activity, acting on acid anhydrides. The record is from RefSeq and is a predicted model, not a curated record. Gene Ontology annotation, cellular component: nucleus. Bases 1 to 2430 code for a protein of 809 amino acids. Lineage: Eukaryota; Fungi; Ascomycota; Eurotiomycetes; Eurotiales; Aspergillaceae.
AUGUACCGGCCACGGCCAGUCGUAAACCAAGAUGGUGCAGGCACACCGUCCAAGCCGCUGCAGGCCAGCUCCACGAACAGCGUCGACCGUCUAUCGAAACCCUUCAAAUGUCCUGGCCUAGCCACGGCUACACGAGCAUCAGACAAGCCAGCGAGGAAGCGUAGGAAGGUGAACUAUGCAGGGGCCGAUGGCACGGUGGACGACGACAGCGUCAAGCCUUAUACAAACGAGGACCGCUUAGCGCUGGCAACAAGAGAUGCGAACAGGUUUCCUAGCUUCAAGGUCAAGGACAAAGAGAUGACAUUCAGGCAAAAAUUUAAGAUUCCUCUGAUCAAUAAGUCGUCUGAUGCCUAUAAUAGCUCUAGGCCAGCGCCUACGCUUGGUAUGAGGCAAGGCGCUACAUUUGUUGUGAAGCCACUGCAUGAUCCGAGCGGGGAGUUUGCUAUAGUACUAUAUGAUCCAACAGUCGAUGAUGUCAAUGAGCCAGAAUCGAAGGAAGAGGCCACAGCCGAUGCAGAGGAGCAGAAGCCAAAAUUGGAUGAGCCAUUGGUACACAAGAGCUUGGCAGAUAUUCUUGGGCUCAAGAAGAAGACUGAAGGGCGACCGAAGGUCCCGGUUGUUAUAGAUCCACGACUGGCGAAAGUGCUACGGCCUCACCAGGUUGAGGGUGUCAAGUUUCUUUAUCGUUGUACAACUGGCAUGGUUGACAAGAAUGCGAAUGGUUGCAUCAUGGCAGAUGGGAUGGGUCUGGGCAAAACGCUUCAAUGUAUCUCAUUGAUGUGGACUCUACUCAAGCAGUCCCCGGAAGCGGGAGUAACAACCAUACAGAAGUGCAUCAUCGCUUGCCCGUCAAGUUUGGUUGGAAAUUGGGCCAAUGAACUUGUGAAAUGGUUGGGCAAGGAUGCCAUCACACCAUUUGCGGUCGACGGUAAAGCCUCGAAGACGGAGCUCAUCAGUCAGAUGAAACAAUGGGCCAUUGCUUCGGGUCGGUCUAUUGUCAGACCAGUACUCAUUAUUUCAUAUGAAACACUCCGGCUAUAUGUCGAUACACUGAGAGACAGUCCCAUCGGCCUACUUCUUUGUGACGAAGGACAUCGAUUGAAGAACAAGGAGAGUUUGACAUGGACAGCGCUCAACGGCCUGAAUGUACAGCGUCGGGUGAUUUUGUCAGGCACUCCCAUUCAGAACGAUCUCUCGGAAUACUUUGCUCUUCUCCAUUUUGCGAAUCCUAAUCUACUGGGGUCGCAGAAUGAGUUCCGGAAAAGGUUCGAAUUGCCUAUUCUUAGAGGAAGAGACGCCGCAGGAACCGAAGAAGACCUCAAGAAGGGUGAUGAGCGCCUUGCCGAACUCUCCAGCAUCGUAAACAAGUUUAUCAUACGACGCACGAACGACAUUUUGUCAAAGUACUUGCCCGUCAAGUACGAACAUGUUGUUUUCUGCAACAUGUCCGAAUUCCAACUGGGCCUCUAUAAGCAUUUCAUUCAAAGUCCCGAAAUCAAAAGCUUACUCCGCGGAAAGGGAAGUCAACCCUUAAAGGCAAUCGGCCUUCUAAAGAAACUUUGCAAUCACCCGGAUCUCCUUAAUCUCUCUAAUGACCUUCCGGGUUGCGAGUACACCUUCCCGGAGGACUAUGUCCCGCCGGAAGCACGAGGGCGUGAUAGAGAUAUCAAAUCUUGGUAUUCAGGAAAGAUGAUGGUCUUGGAUCGAAUGCUAGCGCGCAUUCGCCAGGAUACUAAUGACAAGAUUGUUUUGAUUAGCAACUACACCCAGACCCUCGACCUAUUUGAGAAGUUGUGCAGAACCCGGGGGUACGGCUCCUUGCGACUAGACGGAACCAUGACGGUUGGGAAACGACAGAAGCUGGUCGACAAGUUCAAUAACCCCGACGGGGAAGAGUUUGUCUUCCUGUUGAGCAGUAAGGCUGGUGGCUGCGGCCUGAACCUAAUAGGUGCAAACCGCCUUGUUCUUUUUGAUCCCGAUUGGAAUCCAGCUGCCGAUCAGCAAGCUUUGGCACGAGUGUGGCGUGACGGCCAGAAGAAAGACUGUUUUGUCUACCGUUUCAUCGCGACUGGAUCGAUUGAGGAGAAGAUCUUUCAGCGUCAGUCCCAUAAACAGUCACUUUCUUCGUGCGUCGUGGAUUCGGCGGAGGAUGUCGAACGACACUUCUCGCUGGAAUCCCUCCGAGAGCUCUUCCAAUUCAAACCGGAAACGCGGAGCGAUACACAUGACACGUUCAAAUGCAAGCGAUGCCGACCGGAGGGAACACAAUACAUCAAGGCGCCAGCCAUGUUGUACGGUGACACUAGUACUUGGAAUCAUUUUGUCAAUGACGGAGAGCAUGGGGCUCUCAGCAAGAUCCAAGACUUGCUGAUACGUCAAGAGACUGGAGAGCGUGAUGUCUCUGCCGUUUUUCAGUAUAUCAGCCAUUGA